AGUGGUCGAUCUCCGAGCGUUAGCAGUCACACAUUAUAGUAACAGUAGCGGAAUUAAACAAAAUAAUUCUAUUCAAAUUACCUACAAAAUUUUUAUAAGCUUAUUGUUUAUUAUCUUGACUUCGUUUCCGAGAUUUAUCUAUGACCAUGUAGUAGCCUCGCUACGCUGCAACCCUUCGCACAAGCAUUCAGAGGGUAGGAAUAAAAACAUAAUAAUGACAUUGCUGUCACUCUCCUAUGCCGACACAUUCCGACCCAGCCUCAUUCUUGUCCGUGCGCUCGCGCCGACUGCACAAGCUUAUAAAUAUAUAAACUAAAAAAAAAAAAAAAAAACUAAAAAAAAAAAAAAAUGCCUAAACGCAAACGCGAAGAAUCGAAAGAGGAACGUUGGUCAAGAAAAAUGAAGAAAUAUGAAGCGAAGCUUCUUAAAACACAGUGCACUAAGCGUAUUGUUUACUCCAGCGAUGAAGAUGAUGUACAUAUCGAAGAACAUCCGGUACCUGGAGAAACUGAAUUGUUUAAUGUGGGUAAUAUUUCAAGCGAACAGCAAGAAAUUUUCUCGGAUCUUGACUCGUACCAAGACCUUCCUCCUAAGGAAGUACCCUUAACUGUAACUGAGAAUAAUGAGGAAGUCGCAGAAUGCAUUGACUCGGAAUUAUUACAAGCCUUAGGAGAAAAUGAAUCGGAAAUUACUGAAUAUGGUGAUGAAAUAUAUAAAGAUAUAGCAACAAGGUUCCCAAAAAUUUUAAUAGAGGGCUUAAGAAAGGAAAAUAGAGAAGAACUUAUAAAGAAAUAUCUGUUUCCUAAAAAUUUGCCGUUCUUAAAGGCACCCACUCUAAACCCAGAGGUCCAUGCUAUGCUUCCUGAGCCUUGCCGUCUCCGCGAUAAACGUUUGAUUUGUAAACAAGAUCAGCUCGGACGUGCACUAUCAGCCCUAGGAAAGGCCAUGACGGCUCUUUUAAAGAAAGACCCUGUUAUAUCCGAAGUUAUUCGCAUAUUGAGCGAUACGGGAAAACUUAUCGCAGACUCCCACUACGCAGAAACAGACACCCGUCGGUCAGUCAUCAUUCCAUUAGUAGACAAAUCUUUGGCCGAUACUUUUAAAAACCGGAAGAGAGAUACUUUCUUAUUCGGAGAGAGUUUAUCUGAAGUAGUGAAGGAAUCUCGAGGAAUUAAGAAGACUAGUCAAUUAAUUCAAGCUACAGCCUCUUCUUCCAGCUCUGGUUUAAACUUCAGGGGCCCAUCGGCUCGACCACGUCAGUGCGCCAGUCAAACCAACUCGCAACAACGAGCCGGUGGGCACAAAACUUCAUAUGCGAAUCGGCGACGUGUAGUCGCCGCACCGGCGCCACACAGUCGCCGUCCGCAACCACCGCCGCCGCCGCCAGCGCGGCGCCAACCAGUCUACAAGCCGCGACCAGCAGCCGAUCGGUCGCGGAAUUAAAUACAGAAUCUCAGGUAU
This is a messenger RNA of Galleria mellonella (greater wax moth), 1461 nucleotides long. RefSeq lists its product as uncharacterized. The transcript is spliced from 3 exons. The coding region runs from base 349 to 1443 and encodes 364 amino acids. Lineage: Eukaryota; Metazoa; Arthropoda; Insecta; Lepidoptera; Pyralidae. The record is from RefSeq and is a predicted model, not a curated record.